Rubroshorea leprosula is the source of this 1359-nucleotide messenger RNA. Lineage: Eukaryota; Viridiplantae; Streptophyta; Magnoliopsida; Malvales; Dipterocarpaceae. The record is from the annotation of a GenBank genome assembly.
AAAUAAGGGACGCGCUUGGAUUAGUCAAGCUUCAAAGAGUCAAUCUUCUGUGUGGACAGAUGCUGAUAAACAUCCAGGUUAUAAUGAAAGUGAUUCAGACUCUGAUGAACUGAUUGAUUAGAAGAUAUACAUGGAUCAUAUAUUGCUGUCUGAGACUCUGAAUUCAUUUUCAUGUGAGUUGAAUUCUAUAUAUUUCUCUUCUUAUUUUCAAUAUCGAUCAAAUUACCUGUCGAAUAUGGUAUCUUUAGUCUCGUCCUCCUCUGGUUGCCAUUAGUUUAUAAGGUUUCAGGUUGCAUUUCCAAAUUAUUUCAUGUUGGUAUAGAUUGUGUAUAUUAGUCUAUUUCUUGCAUAACCUUGUCUACAAGGGCCAAGCUUAAGAGAGUUGAUUCUGAGGGUGUCUAGGUAGCAAAAUUCUUGCAUUCGUUUUUGUGUCUUUAUGAUGUUAUUGUGACCUUUUUCAUCAGUUAAAGUAGGCAAAGAGUUUCAAGGAUUUCCUGUUUCUUGCUUAAGUAACUACCCUCAGAAGACUAGGCUUUUGUGUAUUUGUCUUCUCUGUUUUUGUAAAAAUAAAAAUCUGCUGCUGGAUCAUGUGAAGAUGAUUGAGACUAUUAAGCCCCUCCUCGCUAGAAAGCUGGGGCUGCAUGUUCCCCCCGUAUUGACUGUCGGGCAUUCACCCCCUGAGGCUUACGAUAAACAGCAAGGAAUAUGGUUGCAAAACUUAAUAUACUGCAUAUUAAAGUGAUUCAUUAUGGAGCAAUGAAUAGACACUGGCUGUGCUGGGGACUUGAAUAAUGUGUUAAGAUAAUUGGAAGGAUUAACUGGGAAUAUCUCUGGGGGCUGGUUAUGUGGUACUCUCAUUUUUUUUCCCUUCGAUAUGAUGAAUUAUUCUUAUGAAUAGCAUGUUUUGUGAUGCUUUUAAUUGAACAUAGAACAUUGUUCUGCACUGAUCUGUUCCUCUUUUCUUCUACAGACCAUUUUUGGACCAUGCACCAAAUACUAAAUUUCCAUACCGAUUGAGAGAUAAGUUUUCAUUCCUUCUCUCUUCAUUAAUUUUUCCUCAUAGUUUUUUCCCUUCUGUUGUUGAAUGGAGCGUAUUUCAAAGUUCAUAACUUGUAAUUUCUUUUCCUUUUCAAGAUACAUUAUUCUGUUCUAGAUUCCAAGAAAUUUCUUCCUCAGUUUCCUGUCUUAAUUCUCGAUAAUUUGGAGUAUCUAGAAUUGAAAUUAGAGGACAGGUUUAUGUCUGACUACAGACGCUACCAAGUAUCACAUCUUAUCCAUACAUUACUACGUUAAGAUGUUUGUAAAUGCAUAGUUUACAACACUGUUUUUUUGUUUUUUAACUAAUGACAUCACUUUCCU